AUGGAGAGCACGGAGGACAAAUGCCCCCCGCAGAACCUGGUGGGAGAGGCUGUUUUGAAGGGCUCCCCGGCGCAGGAAGGCAGCGGGGAGGAAAAAGCCAGGACAUCUCCCCGGAGGAGGGGCUCCAAAGCCAGCCCAGGGUGCUCCCAGGAGGAAAGACUCAGCCUGUGCCAGGAAGGCAGCCGGAGCUUGAGCCAGAGCUCCAAGCUGGUGGUCCCUGAGCAGCCUCCCAGCAGGGAGAAGCCCUUCAGGUGCUUGGAAUGUGGGAAGAGCUUCAGUCAGAGCUCCAAGCUCCUCACCCAUCAGCACAUCCACACUGGGGAACGGCCCUACCCGUGUGGGGAAUGUGGGAAGAGCUUCAGGAACACUGGCAACCUCCUCAUCCACCAGCGCAUCCACACUGGGGAACAGCCCUACUCGUGUAGGGAAUGUGGGAAGAACUUUAACCAGAGGUCCAACCUUCUCACUCACCAGCGCAUCCACACUGGGGAAUGUCCUUACACAUGUGGGGAAUGUGGAAAGAGCUGCAGGACCAGUGGCAACCUCCGCAAACACCAGCGCAUCCACACCGGGGAGCGGCCCUACAGGUGUGGGGAAUGUGGAAAGAGCUUCACUGACAGCUCCAGCCUCCACAUCCACCAACGCAUCCACACUGGGGAGAGGCCCUACUCAUGUGGGGAGUGUGGGAAGAGCUUCACCAACAGCUCUCACCUCCACGUCCACCAGCGCUCCCACCUCCCCACCCACAUUGGGGAACGACCCUACAAGUGCUGGCAAUGUGGGGACAGGUUUCAGACCAGCUCAACUCUCCUCGAGCAUGAGCGGACGCACACAGAUGAGAGGCCCUUCCACUGCACCGACUGCGGGAAGGAGUUCAAACGCAAUUCCCACCUUGUCACCCACCGGCGCAUCCACACCGAGGAGAGGCCCUACAAGUGUGGGGAGUGUGGGAAGAGCUACACCCAGAGGUCUGGCUUGACCAGACACCAACAGACCCACCAGUAAGGAAGCCCUAUUAGUGCCCCGACUGCAGGAAAUGCUUUGGCCACUGCUUCCACCCCGAAUGAACCCCCUGGUGCUGAGGCAACCCCUGGAGUCCAAUGACUGUCAGUCCAUCCCUUUCGACCACAAAGGACCAGUCCCCUUUCCCAGGGGCAGGUUCUUCCAACAGAACCCUUCUUGGGGGGUGUGGAGAUUCCUGCCUUGGCUGGGGACCCCCCAAGGUCAGUCCUGGAGGUUGAGAGCAGAGGUCUCCCAUGAGCGUUGGUCUGGGGGAGUUACAUCCAUUUGUAAUUAAGAAUUCUUGCUUUUGUGCCAGCUUUAGUAGAAUUGCUUCAACAAUUGCUUUAGGGUAGAUCACUGCUCUAUCUUAUCCUGUACUCCUGGUAGUUUUAGUGUUUAUAUUGUGCAGUAAGUAAUUCUGAUGAAGAUCUUUUGUCUGAUCAUUUGGUGCCCUAAAUAAUUCCUUUCUAUCGGUAGAUCUGAUUUGCCAUCAUUAAAACCUGGGGGACAAAAGUGGUUCAGUCACACCUCUGUAAUUCCUCUAAACUGAAAGUGUUGGCAUAAUCCAAGGCUGAGGUUGGAUCCAGCAGCCCCCAGCACCCCACAGGAAGUCGAGAACUCAGGGGGGCCACCCCCCUUUCCCAA
Molecule: messenger RNA, 1647 nt
Organism: Manacus vitellinus (golden-collared manakin)
Lineage: Eukaryota; Metazoa; Chordata; Aves; Passeriformes; Pipridae
Product: zinc finger protein 239-like
Exons: 1
Coding region: 1-1005 (334 amino acids)
Biological process (GO): regulation of transcription by RNA polymerase II
Cellular component (GO): nucleus
Molecular function (GO): RNA polymerase II transcription regulatory region sequence-specific DNA binding; DNA-binding transcription factor activity, RNA polymerase II-specific
Source: RefSeq, a predicted model, not a curated record